AUGCCAGUCAUAAACGUAGAUGACUUGACAGACAAGGACAAGGCUGUAAUGGAAGUAAAUCAACUUAAAGUUGAAGUGAAACUUGAGAGGUGGUUGACAUCUAAAUGCUGUGAAGAAAUCAAGGACUACAUUCAGGCUGGAGUGGAGGAGGACACCCUUGUCAAAGGCAUUUCAGAGGAGAAGAACCCCUUCAAGGAGAAAGGUGGCUGUGUCAUCUGCUAG
Molecule: messenger RNA, 222 nt
Organism: Toxotes jaculatrix (banded archerfish)
Lineage: Eukaryota; Metazoa; Chordata; Actinopteri; Toxotidae
Gene: gngt1
Product: guanine nucleotide binding protein (G protein), gamma transducing activity polypeptide 1
Exons: 2
Coding region: 1-222 (73 amino acids)
Biological process (GO): G protein-coupled receptor signaling pathway
Cellular component (GO): heterotrimeric G-protein complex
Molecular function (GO): G-protein beta-subunit binding
Source: RefSeq, a predicted model, not a curated record